Plasmodium malariae is the source of this 2157-nucleotide messenger RNA. Its product is annotated as conserved Plasmodium protein, unknown function. The coding region runs from base 1 to 2157 and encodes 718 amino acids. Lineage: Eukaryota; Apicomplexa; Aconoidasida; Haemosporida; Plasmodiidae. The transcript has a single exon. Gene Ontology annotation, molecular function: ATP binding; ATP hydrolysis activity. The record is from RefSeq and is a predicted model, not a curated record.
AUGGGAAGAGAUAGUAAGAAAAAUAGUAAUACAACCAAUACAAUUAAAUUGAUAGAACUGCUUAAAAAUGAAAAGAAUAUUUUUGCCUGUGUACAGUGUUGCGAGAAAAGUUCCUAUGAAAUAUAUAACAACUUAGUACAGUUUAUAAAAAAGACUUUGGAUAUUCCCAUAUGUAUCAUUGAUAUUAUAACUAUAUAUAACUGCAAAAAUAUAGCAAAAUUUCUUAAAGACAUAUUUUUGGAUUUUAUAAAUUUUGUUAAAAGGAAGAAAAUUUAUAAAUUCAUUUUUUUUUUGCCAUAUUUUGAUGAUUGGAUUUUACCUUUACAACAAGAGAGAAGUUUAACCUUUUCAGAUGAAAAAUACGGUGAGAGUUACUUGGCAAACUAUUCGGAUAAUGAUGAAAAGAAAAACAAAAAAACAAAAAAAAAAAAAAGGAACAGAUAUGAAGCAUCUAUGCACAUAUAUAAUUCAAUAUAUUAUUUAAAAACUAAUUUGUUAAAAAAAUUGAACACCAAAUUUUGUGUUAAAUUAAUUGGUUUUCACAUAACUAGAGAUAUAUUUGAUUUAUAUAGGAAUUUGUUUGAUUAUAAAAUAGAAAUAUCCCAGUUUGUUAUUGCACACAUUCCAUAUUACAUCCAUAUAAAUAAAAACCUUUUGUUUUUUUUUAAAAAAGGACAGUUAUCUUUAGAUCGAGUAUAUAAUAUCAUUUCGAACAAAACAGAUUUCAUAAAUACCAAUGAUGAGUAUAAUAUAAACUUGUUCAAAAGUUUUUUUAAAUACUACAUCAAGUUCCAAAAUUCUAACUCUGGUUUUACAAUAACCGGAAAAAGAAGAGACACAAAAGAAGUGGAAGUUCUAAAUAUUACGUGCAAAAAGGCUGUUCAGAAUUUUAUAUUUCAAAAUAAAAAUUAUAAAUUGUUAAACUUAUUAACUAAUUUAGAGAAUUUUAAGUAUCUCAGGACAUAUAACUAUUUUUUAAGUAAUAAAAAAAAAAGAAAAAUCCAUAUUUUUCUUUUUACAGGUAAUGAUAAAAAUGUUUUAAAAUAUAUGUGCAACUAUUUUUACUCCUCCUUUUUUAUAAAAGAAUAUAUUAACACUCUUCUGAAAAAACAUACCAAGCACACUAUAAAGAGGAAUACUUAUCAAAAUAGUAAUAGCAAAAAUAAUACCACAAAUAAGGUCAUUAUUAAGGGAGAUAUCACUCCUAGUAACUGCAUCUUUUUAAAUAGUUCUGAAAAUUGUACAUUCUAUUAUGGCAAUCAUGGUAGUAUGGAAUAUAAUAACAUAUGUAAUAAGAGAGACGCAACUAAAUGUAUGAUGCACGAUAAUAAUCUGAAAUUUGGGAAUUAUGAAAUCACUCAGAAAUGUUUAAAACUGGAAGAUCUAGCAUAUAUUAGAAAGCAUUUUAUACUAAAGAAUAGGUACCAACAUGAUUAUUACAAUAUCAUUCAUUCUGAGAAAAAAAUUUUUAUUAAAUUUUACUUUAGCAAAAUUAAUAUUCCAAAUACCCUUUUAAUAUAUGGAAAUCAUGGUGUAGGAAAAACUACAUUAAUGAAAUUUAUUGUUCACAUUAUUUCUUCAAACUAUAAAGAUAUGUUUAUUCAUAGGGGGGCAAUGCAUAAUACGCACAACUCUAUAACAGGAGAUAAUACAAACAGUAAUACGGGGAAUGGAAGUACGACUGAGAAUAAGAUAUAUGCCAAUAAUACACGUAACAAUAUACAUUGCGGAUAUAGCAAUAUCAAGUACUGUGACAUUAUGAAAAAAAUGUAUCAUAAGGAAAAAAAAUUUUUUUUUUGUAAAUUCCGAAAUGUGUGCAUAAUUCCAUUUGAAAAUCAUCUUUUAAUAAACAAAACAAUGGGCAAAAAUAGUAUAUACAUAAAAAAGGUUUUCUCAAUGGCCUUAAAAAAUCAGCCGGCAGUAAUAAUUUUUGAUAACAUAGAUCUAUUUCUUGAAAAAAAUAAGAAUUACAAUUAUCCAGAAUAUGAUCAAAAUGAAGAUGUUUAUAAAAAUAUUUAUAUUCUGUUAAUACAUUAUUUGAAUUUCUACGUGAAUGGAUCGAAUAAAAUAAAAUUUAUUGCAACAUGUACAACACACCCACAUUUUUACAAAUUUUCCUUCUUGAAUGUGAUGGAGAAGAUACUGUUUCUUUCGUAA